AUGAAGGAGAUGGCGUCGAGGAUUUCAAAGCGCAAGGCUGAGCCGACGCCGUUCCCCGGGAAGAAGCUUCGAUCGAUUCCAUCUCGCCGGAAGAGAGCUCAGAUAUCUCCAGUUUCUAUCCAGCCACCUCUCUGCCACAAGGAAGUAGGAGUAUCCGCUGCUUCCGUUGAUUCCUGCUCCAAUUUGCUCUCUGCAGUCGACGACAACGUUUCAUGCGGUUCUAGCAGAGUCGAGAAGAGCUUCGGGAAGAAUCGAAUUGAAGAGGAAGAAGUUUCUCGACCUGGUAAAGAUGUAAAGAAGGAGACGAUCGCUGAUCCGAAGUUUCGGAGGAUCACUAGAUCAUACUCUAAGCUAACCAAGGAGAAGAUCAUAGAUGAGACUGAAGCAAGCGAAUCGUCCUUCACACGAUCCGACGUGACAUUCGCCGAGAGUAAGGAGAGCGACGUCGUUUCAUUCGUUUCGGCGGUGGAGUCUUGCUCGAAGCUCGGAGGCGAUAACGAAGAAACCGAAAUCUCCAAACGGAGCGGAUUCAUGGAAGAGGUAAAGGAACUGAAGCCGGAGGUUGAGACAGUCGGAUGCGUCUCCGAUCUCGCUUGCACGGAGACGUUCUCCGGCGAAGAUGUUUCGGACGAUUACGAGGAUGAUUUAUCGGAGCAGCGUUCCCAGAUAUUUUCGCAGUCCUCCGACCUCGAUUCAUCGGAUUACACUCCGUCAAUGUACUUCGAUUCCGGAAGCCAAUUCUCUGAGAAAUCUAGCUCUGGUUCUCCAGUUUCACAUACUCGCUCUCUGUACCUUCAGUACAAGGAACAGUUCUGUAGAUCCACGAUUCCCAACGGUUUCGAAUCUUCUCGCCAUGAUCAAAACCGUGAAAUUCACUCUGAACUGGUAAGAUUUGAAGAUGAAGAGGUGGAAGAGAGCUAUCAAAUGCUGAGGGAAAGAGAGAGAAGCCAUGCGUAUUUGCGUGACUGUGCUAAGGCUUACUGCUCCAGGAUGGACCACGCUGAUUUCAUCCCUCGUCUACGCUUGAUCAUGGUUCGAUGGAUUGUGGAGCAAUGUUCUGACAUGGGGUUUCAGCAAGAGACCUUGUUUCUAGGAGUUAGUCUGCUGGAUCGAUUCUUGAGCAAAGGAUCCUUCAACAGCGAGAGGACUCUAGUACUAGUCGGGAUUGCGAGUCUUACUCUGGCCACCAGGAUUGAAGAAAACCAACUUUACAAUAGCAUCCGGAAAAGGAACUUCUACAUUGAGAACCUAAAGUAUAGCCGUCAUGAAGUGGUGGCAAUGGAGUGGCUGAUUCUAGAAGUCCUCAACUUCAAAUGCUUCUCACCCACAAUCUUUAACUUCUUAUGGUUUUACCUAAAAGCUGCUCGAGCUAAUCGAGAAGUUGAAAGGGUAGCCAAAUCCUUUGCCGUUGCGUCACUGUCCGAUCACACACAACUCUGUUUUUGGCCCUCGAGUGUAGCAGCCGGACUCGUAGUUCUUGCCUGCAUCAAACACAACAAAAUCUCAGCCUACCAACGAGUCGUAAAGGUUCAUGUUAGAACAAAAGAUAACGACCUGCAUGAAUGCGUCAAGAGCCUGGAAUGGUUCCUUGGGCAGUAAGCAAUCAACAACAACAAAUACCCCCCCAAACCAGAACACAGUAUACUCCCCAUACGAACUCACAGGUUAUUAUUACCAUUUAUUAAACAAAUAGUAUAUAAUUGGUAUAAACUAAGCAAUGCCUCUACAGAUUUAUAUACUUGAUCUCUGGACUUUUUAGCUGUUGUAUUGGCAUACUAAUACCCAAUUAUUUGUGUCGCCACCAAAAUUUAUUGCUUAUU
Brassica oleracea var. oleracea is the source of this 1820-nucleotide messenger RNA. Its product is annotated as cyclin-SDS-like. The transcript has 7 exons. Gene Ontology annotation, biological process: regulation of cyclin-dependent protein serine/threonine kinase activity; mitotic cell cycle phase transition. The coding region runs from base 1 to 1599 and encodes 532 amino acids. The record is from RefSeq and is a predicted model, not a curated record. Lineage: Eukaryota; Viridiplantae; Streptophyta; Magnoliopsida; Brassicales; Brassicaceae. Gene Ontology annotation, molecular function: cyclin-dependent protein serine/threonine kinase regulator activity. Gene Ontology annotation, cellular component: cytoplasm; cyclin-dependent protein kinase holoenzyme complex; nucleus.